CGACUACUCUGCGAAUUCUCCGACAACAACAAAUUCUGGUUCCCGCGCAAAACAAACUCGUAAAGGUGGAAAUAGACGAGGAAUAAAUGGGAGCAAGGAAAAGGCAGCUGGGCUAGUUGGAAAUAUAAGCAUACUCUAAACAGGACUGCAUCCCCUUACCUGAAAAGCGAGAGAAACGGAUUGUAAAAGAUAGAAGGGCAGAGAGAGUCAUGGGAAUCUCCCUGCAAAUGCUUGCACUUUGGGUGUCAGUGUGUGUGUAAAUGGAUUCCAGGUAGCAAUUGUAUUGGAUUCCAUUGUUUCUUUUGGAGAAGCCGCAGGAGUCGACGGACUGGUAGGAGCCGAAGAAAAACUACCCCUACUGCAGGCCGCUUUUCGCAUUGUGCCGCCAAAUUUACGGCACAGUUGACGCUGACCCUCCAAGGAUUCAACAUGGAUAAUAACUUUGAACGUAUUGUGAGCGCCACAGGUCACGGAGAUCCGAAGUGGAGCAGACCCUUGUAUUUAAAUGCGUGGUCCCAAACCAGCAGCGAUGAUUUUGAGCUGCUCAAGACCAUUUCUUCGGUGGAUACAAAUGUGGAAGCCGAGAACCGAACACUUCGUGAAAAGGUACGCUACUUGGAGGCUAAACUACAGCAGCACACAGACCUAUUGUCACAGAUUCAUGCAACAUCCGCCAGGAUGCAGCAUGGAUCCUCGUUGAUAACGGACACGUCGCCUCCCACACCGCCCACGGUUUCAAAUCCUCAGAUCCUGACCCCGCCCAGCUCGGUGAUAUGUGCACCCGUUAUUCCCAAUACCACUACGGUUGACUACAAGAUUAUAUCAUCUACCAAUGACGCUGACGCAAUAGAGAUUCGAUUGGCGGCGGAAAGUUUGAACAGCCUCAGCACCUCGGCGGAUUCCGAUCGUCUGGAGAUAUGCUUGGAGGAAAAUCAACAGCAACCUAAUCAGAAUGGUUCUGUAAAAAGGGAGCACAACUCCACACCAUUGCAGUUCAUAAAGCGGCGUAAACUUCAGGAGAUUCAAGUGUGUGAUACCAAUGAAGAAAAACCGCGUCAAAACAUUAAAUUGCCCGCAAAACCCCUGGCUAACAGAAAAGUCCAUAACGGCAGCCUUACGGAUCUCAGCAAACCCAUGGAAAAUGUAAUGGUUUCCAUAGGGCCGAAUAACACUUGUGUGCCCGCCGUUGUGUUCGAGAACAUCAAUUGGUCGGUUUCCUCACUUGCAACUCGAAAACUUUUGGUAUCGAUAUUUGAUCGGGAAACCUUGGCCACUCACUCAAUGACCGGAAAACCGUCUCCCGCAUUUAAGGAUCAGCAUAAGCCGCUAAAACAGAUGCUGGAUCCUCUUAAGAUCCAGGACAUCAUCUUUGCAGUAACUCACAAGUGCAAUGCCACCGAGAAGGAGGUGCGUAAUGCCAUCACAACAAAAUGUGCAGAUGAGAACAAGAUGAUGAAAAUCCAGAACGGGAAGCGGAGGAGCAGUGGGGUCAAACACGAAAAAGAGAACAUGAUAUAGAAUUUAGUCCUAUUAUUGAUAUUAAUUGUAUUUUUAUUUAAUUAAAUAUUAUUUUAACCUAGACACUUGUGAACCAAAAAAUAAGAAAAUUCAUUAAAAAUAUAUCUUAAUAUAAACAGUAUAAUAGGAUUAUAAACUAUGUACAUCGAAAUGAAAUGUAGAGUUUGAAGAUCUCGGAAGAAGCUUUUCCAAUCCGAACCAAUAAAAGUGUUAUAUUACUUUUGA
Messenger RNA from Drosophila ananassae, 1743 nucleotides. RefSeq names its product protein insensitive. Bases 430 to 1518 code for a protein of 362 amino acids. Lineage: Eukaryota; Metazoa; Arthropoda; Insecta; Diptera; Drosophilidae. The record is from RefSeq and is a predicted model, not a curated record. Gene Ontology annotation, molecular function: DNA binding; transcription corepressor activity. The transcript is spliced from 2 exons. Gene Ontology annotation, biological process: positive regulation of neuron differentiation; negative regulation of Notch signaling pathway. Gene Ontology annotation, cellular component: nucleus.